Messenger RNA from Pestalotiopsis fici W106-1, 1101 nucleotides. RefSeq lists its product as uncharacterized. The transcript has a single exon. Lineage: Eukaryota; Fungi; Ascomycota; Sordariomycetes; Amphisphaeriales; Sporocadaceae. The record is from RefSeq and is a predicted model, not a curated record. The coding region runs from base 1 to 1101 and encodes 366 amino acids.
AUGGACGCAGCAAUCCUGCCGCUCUUCGCCAAACAGUACAAGGUCACCGAUCCGCGAGAUUAUGUGUACGGCUUUGAUGCUGUAAUCUGCAUUGAGCAUGGAGUAGAUUACAACAAGUGCAAAAAAGAAGUCUACAUGGAUUGGUUCAGUUCUGUAACUGAUGGGGGCCGAGUCGACCUCAUGGCGUAUGCUGGAAUUUCAUUGCUUGAUCUUGAAAAGUCUGAGUGGCCUUCCUGGCUACCCGAUCUGGCGUUGAUUCGCGAUGGACAGACAUCAAUCGCUGAGUAUUCUAUUAGAACGGCCGGAGCCUUUUUCUUAGACGACACCGAAGAUAUCGUUGACAAUGUACUGCACAUCUCCGGAGCGAGGCUUGGCGACAAAGUAGAAAGAAUAUUCGAGCCGGAGCCUAUGGCGUUCAGCGGCCGCAACAUAUCCAAACUCGGAAAUCUGCAUUUGACUUGCUUCAGUAUCUUGGCCAACGCUUCGGAUCAUCAUCCCUCCGGCAUUCGACCUUUACAGGCCUUCCUGCUCACACUCGUCAACGGCUUCCAGAGGAAAAGAACCGUAUCAUUAAAGCAUUUACUAGAGGCCAACGACCCCGAGCUCGCUAGUCUCUUGUAUGUAGUAUGUUUCCCCGAUUUGGACCUACAUCUCAAGCCCAUGAUCCAUGACUUUGUGUCCAUAUAUGGUCCCAGCUGGAAUUCAAUGGGGUUCAAAGGCACCGCAGACCUGGGGAAUGCUUUAAAGCAACAAAUUCUGGGGGAGAGCCGCUCUCGGACAUGGGGUAUGACAGACCAUCUCCCAUGGCUCGAGAGCGACCACCAUCUAGAAGCUGAAUUGAUCCAAGCAUUCGGAUACCAUACUACAUUCCAAACGGCGAACGGUUACAUUGGGAUAGGGCCCCGGGAGCUAAGGAAAGGCGAUGAAUUGUGUUUCCUGUCGCGGGGCAAGGUGCCAAUGCUUCUUAGAACGGAGAACGAGAGAAAUAGUCGUGUGACAAAGGUCGUGGGGCCAUGUUUUAUCCAUGACUUGUCGUGCUCGGUGAUUCAGGAGUGGGUUGCGUCGGGGAAAGUAAACGUUGAAAGGUUUUCGAUACAUUAG